GGAGCCCGCCUCCCCCGCACGAACCGGGCGCGACGUAGCGCCGCGACUCCGGCGCGGCAGCAGCGGGCGCAACGCCGCGCCGCGGCCGCUGCACCAGCGCGCGCGUGCGCAGCGCGCCUCCUCUCCCAUUGGCCGCGCGUCACGUGCGUUUGACGUACGGCGCCGCGCUCGCUCCCAUUGGUCGCGCCGGGCGCGCGGGGGGCGGCUUGGCGCUGCGCCCGAAGCAUGGCCGCGCGGUCGACGCCGUGCGCCAGCGGAGUGCCGGGAUGCAACGGGAGCAGCACGAUCCGCGCGAGCUGGAGCUCGCCGCGGCCGCGGCCGCCGCCGCCGCCGGCGGAGAGUGGGCGUCGCGCUGGAGUCUCGAACCGCCGCAGUGUCCGCCGCCGCAGAGGGGUAACCCCGUGAACGUGGUCGGUGGGGUGGUUCCCCCGCCGCCGCCCGAGAGUCCGACGCAACAGCAGGUGGCCGCGUUAGCGGCGGGCAAGAGGAGCGCGGAGCAGCGCAUCCGCAGGCCCAUGAACGCCUUCAUGGUGUGGGCCAAAGGAGAGCGCAAGCGGCUCGCCGACGAGAACCCGGACCUACACAACGCCGACCUGAGCAAGAUGCUCGGCAAGAAGUGGCGCAGCCUGACGCUCCCGGAGCGGCGGCCAUUCGUCGAGGAGGCCGAGCGGCUGCGGUUACAGCACAUGCAGGACUACCCCAACUACAAGUACCGGCCGCGGAGACGCAAGCACGCCAAGCGCGGGUCCCGCCGGGGUAGCCCCUCGCAGCCCGGCAGCCCCGACGAGGGCGGCGGCAACGGCGGCGGCCUCCAGACGCCUCCGGACUCCAGCCCGGCCAGGGGCAGCCCCCCGGACUGCAGCAGCCGGCUCAUGGCCGAGAUGCCGUACGAGACGCCCGUGCCGCCGACGCCCGAGCUCUCUCCCAUGGAACCCGAAGACUGCUGCGGUCCCAUAGACGACGGCACGGGCAGCCACCUGUCGCAGCUGAUGUGCAAGUUCAACGACAAGUCCAUGUUCCUCAAGAACGUCCGGCCGCCGUACCGGACCCACACCCAGAGGGGCCUCGGUCCCCCGGGGCUGACGCAGCAGCACAUCUGCACGACGGCCAACACGACCAUGACGACGAGCGGCUACUCGUUCCAGAGGACGCCGCCGGCGUCCUACUACUCCCCCAUCUACGCGGCUACCUCCCCGUACGGUCCACCUCAGGGCGACAUACCCCAGGACUCCUACUACGGGGCGACGGAGCACAUGUACGCGCCGCAGCCGCCGCAGGAGACGUUCCUGGAGCACAGCGACCUGGUCCAGUUCCUGGACGCCGCCACGGCCGCGUCGCCCGUCUGCACGUCGGCGGGCGGCUACGCGCCGCUGCCGCCGCUCGGCGCGGGCGACCACGCCACGUACGAGACGCUCGGCUCGGAGCCGCCGCCGUGCGGCAUCGAGUACGCGACGAUGCCGCCCCAGCCGCAUCACCCGUACGGCCUCUACCAGACGCACCACCACCACAGUCAUCACCAGGGCGACCUGCACCACCAAGAACCCGGCGCGGGCAUCAUCGCGGCGCUGGCCGAGACGCGACACAUCAUGUCGUGAUGGUGACAGUAAAUUUUGUUUGUUUGUUGUUGCGCGGGAAGACGGCGUGCCUUCUGCUCUCGGUGUGUUUCUCGGCCGGCCGUGUGGUUGAACCGCCGUCGAUUCCGUUUCCUCGGCGUCUCCUUCCUCCCCGGAGGGCCAGCCAUCGCUCGUGGGUGCGUGCGUGUUUCCGAAGCAUGUUCGUGUGCGUGUGUGUGUCUGUGUGAUUCGAGAACGCGCACUGGUACUA
Messenger RNA from Dermacentor albipictus, 1824 nucleotides. Its product is annotated as transcription factor Sox-7-like. NCBI's taxonomy places the organism in Eukaryota, Metazoa, Arthropoda, Arachnida, Ixodida, Ixodidae. Gene Ontology annotation, molecular function: RNA polymerase II cis-regulatory region sequence-specific DNA binding; DNA-binding transcription factor activity, RNA polymerase II-specific. Gene Ontology annotation, biological process: cell differentiation; anatomical structure morphogenesis; regulation of DNA-templated transcription. The record is from RefSeq and is a predicted model, not a curated record.